Scleropages formosus (Asian bonytongue) is the source of this 1394-nucleotide messenger RNA. RefSeq names its product gamma-aminobutyric acid receptor subunit gamma-3-like. The coding region runs from base 3 to 1394 and encodes 463 amino acids. The record is from RefSeq and is a predicted model, not a curated record. The transcript is spliced from 10 exons. Gene Ontology annotation, cellular component: membrane. NCBI's taxonomy places the organism in Eukaryota, Metazoa, Chordata, Actinopteri, Osteoglossiformes, Osteoglossidae. Gene Ontology annotation, molecular function: extracellular ligand-gated monoatomic ion channel activity; GABA-A receptor activity. Gene Ontology annotation, biological process: gamma-aminobutyric acid signaling pathway; chloride transport; monoatomic ion transmembrane transport.
ACAUGAGCUGCAAAGUGUUCCGUUAUUUCCUACUUUUGUCAGUCUUUACUGCAUGUUCAAAGACACUGGAAUAUGAAGAGGAGUAUGAGGAUGUUACUGUGAACCAAAUGCUGGCUCCCAAAACUCAGCAAAAGGAUGCAACACAAAUCCUGAACAACUUACUGAAAGAAUAUGACAAGAAACUUCGACCAGAUAUUGGGAUUAAACCAACCGUCAUAGAUGUUGACAUAUAUGUGAACAGCAUUGGACCUGUGUCAUCGAUUAAAAUGGAAUACCAGAUUGAUAUAAUUUUUGCCCAGACAUGGACAGACAGCCGACUCCGAUACAACAGUUCAAUGAAAAUAUUGACUUUAAACAGCAAUAUGGUUGGACUUAUUUGGAUACCGGACACAAUCUUCAGAAAUUCCAAAAAUGCUGAAGCCCAUUGGAUUACAACACCCAAUCAGCUGCUCAGAAUAUGGAAUGAUGGAAAGAUACUUUACACACUGAGGAUGACCAUCAAUGCUGAGUGCCAGCUGCAGCUCCAUAACUUCCCCAUGGACGAGCACUCGUGUCCACUCAUCUUCUCCAGCUAUGGAUAUCCUCAAGAUGAGAUGAUUUACAAAUGGAGGAAGAACUCUGUGGAAGCUGCAGACCAAAAAUCAUGGAGGCUUUACCAGUUUGACUUCAUGGGCUUAAGAAAUACCACAGACAUAAUGAAGACAUCAUCAGGUGACUAUGUGGUGAUGACGGUAUACUUUGACUUGAGCAGAAGAAUGGGUUAUUUCACCAUUCAAACUUACAUUCCAUGCAUCCUUACCGUGGUCCUGUCAUGGGUCUCUUUCUGGAUCAAAAAAGAUGCCACACCAGCCAGGACAGCCCUAGUAGAGUGUGUGAAGACCAUUAGCACCAUACUGUCUUGUCUUCUCCUUCCAGGGAUAACAACGGUGUUGACAAUGACCACCCUCAGCACGGUGGCAAGGACUUCUCUGCCCAGGGUCUCCUACGUCACGGCCAUGGACUUGUUUGUCACCGUAUGCUUUUUGUUCGUCUUUGCGGCUCUGAUGGAGUACGCCACCCUCAAUUACUACUCCUACACUGUACGGAAGCCAAACUGCGUCAAGACCAAAAGAUCGAAAUAUUCAGUGCUUGACAUGGGACCAGCUCCAACCGUCAUCACGCUAAACAACUCCAUGUACUGGCAGGAGUUUGAGGAGGCCUGUGUCUACGAGUGCUUGGACGGGAAGGACUGCCAGAGCUUCUUCUGCUGCUAUGAAGAGUGCAAGGGUGGCGCCUGGAGAAAGGGACGGGUGCACAUAGAUAUUCUUGAGUUAGAUACCUAUUCCCGGAUCUUCUUCCCCACGUCAUUCCUGCUGUUCAACAUUGUCUACUGGGUUGGCUACCUCUACCUGUAG